Messenger RNA from Acaulospora morrowiae, 3611 nucleotides. The record is from the annotation of a GenBank genome assembly. Lineage: Eukaryota; Fungi; Glomeromycota; Glomeromycetes; Diversisporales; Acaulosporaceae.
CUUAUCUAUCGGGUGAGUUUCGCGUGUCAAGGAUUUUAGCACGUGAUCAUAUUAAACUGAUGUCAACUUUAUAUUUCCAAAGUGCAAAUGCAUUCGCUAUUUUCCUAAGAAACCAGCGCAGAUGGGAGGCAGCCCCUCUCGAUCCUAAAGUUGUUAACAAGUUUCGGGAAGGUUGUGCCAAGCACAAUUACUCACCCAACUGUAUUUUACCUCAUGGAAGUUAUUUGAUAAAUCUUGGAAAUCCCGAUAAAGAAAAAAGAGAAAAAAGUUAUGAGGCAUUUCUUGAAGACUUGAAAAGAUGUGAAAUGUUGGGCAUUAAGCUGUACAAUUUUCAUCCAGGUUCUAGUGUUGGAAAGUGCACUAUUGAUCAAUCCAUACGACAUAUCGCGGAUUGCAUUAAUAAAGCACACAAAGAGACAAAAAGCGUAGUCUGCGUAAUUGAGAAUAUGGCCGGCUCAGGAAAUGUAGUUGGAUCAAAGUUUGAAGAGUUGGCUGAAAUAAUUUCCCGUGUAGAAGAUAAAUCACGCGUCGGUAUUUGCAUCGACACAUGUCACGCUUUUGCGGCGGGCUACGAUCUUCGCACGAGCAAGAAAUACGAAGAAACCAUGUCCGAGUUCUCCCGUAAAAUUGGAUUCCAAUAUCUACGAGGAAUUCACUUGAACGAUUCUCUUACCGAUCUAGGGUCCAAUCGGGAUCGUCACGCAAAUAUUGGUAAAGGAUUUUUGGGUCUAGAGCCUUUUCGCUUGAUCAUGAACGACAGUCGUCUGGACGGUAUUCCCUUAAUAUUGGAAACUCCCGUUGAACAAGACGGUGACUAUAAAAAGGAAAUAGAAUUGCUCUACGAGCUUGUGGGUAAAUCCUCUUUAUCCGAAGUAAACACUUCAAAUUAUUUGGCGGAAGGUAAAGAUGUGACACCGGAGAGCAAAGGGAAAAGGUCAGGCAAACAUAUAUCUGAUGUAGAUUCAAACAAGAAGGCCUCGUCGAAGAAGUCCACUGCUUCGAGAGCUACUGUGAUUAAACGUAAUGCGAGAUUUAUAUGUUCUGUGCCCACUUUGUCGAUACGACAUUGGCAAAAUCAGAAGAAGAUCAAAUCAACGAGACUGAAGCGUUUUUAUUCACAAUAUUCACCUGCAGAUGAGAAGGAAACAAUCGUAAGACUACUGUAUGGUAUCGGUUCAAGAAGAGAAGUGGAACAGUAUCUUCGGCACUUUUCUUCAGUAGAAUCUCAAAAAUUUGCUGUGAUAAAGGUUGGAGGUGCCGUUCUUUCAGACGAGUUGGAAACCCUCGCUUCGUCGCUUACCUUCUUAAAUCGCGUUGGCUUGUAUCCGAUUGUGUUGCAUGGAGCCGGUCCGCAACUCAAUGGAUUAUUGGAAAGUGCAGGCGUAGAACCAAAUUAUAUAGACGGUAUAAGGGUCACAGACGCAAAAACGCUCGAGAUCGCACGGGAGAUAUUUCUGAAAGAAAAUCUUAAACUAGUGGAAGCAUUGGAACGCUCGGGUACACGUGCUCGGCCUAUCCCCGGCGGAGUAUUUGUCGCCGAUUAUCUGGACCGAGAAAAGUACGGAUAUGUCGGUAAGAUCACCGGCGUGCGCAAAAAUGUUGUUGAGUCCAGUGUUCAGGCAGGCGCAUUGCCGAUUUUGACCAGUUUGGCUGAAACCCCUUCUGGACAAAUGUUAAAUGUUAAUGCCGAUGUUGCGGCCGGAGAAUUGGCCAGGGUACUCGAGCCACUGAAGAUCGUUUAUCUUAGUGAAAAAGGGGGUCUCUUGCAUGGUGAAACUGGUAAGAAGAUCGACGUGAUUAAUCUUGACGAGGAAUACGAAAAUUACUUGAAAUUGCCAUGGGUCAAAUAUGGCACCAGAUUGAAACUGAAAGAGAUUAAAGAACUCUUGGACUGUCUCCCUCGAACUUCCUCUGUGGCAAUCACAGCAGCCGGACAGCUCCACAAGGAGCUGUUCACCGACAGUGGAGCUGGCACCUUGAUUCGCCGUGGCUAUCGUCUCUUUAAAUUCAAGUCUGUUGAUGAAAUGGACAAAAAUAAAUUGCAAAAUUUACUACAAAGCAUCGAAGGAUCAAGAGUCUCAAGCAUAAGCGAUCUCGCCAAGAAAAAUUACACGAUAUACAGUGAUGAACCUUAUGAGGUUUUGGCAGCGGUUUCGCAAGGAAAUGGUAAUAUCCCAGUUCUUGAAGAAUUUGUUGCUACCAAGAAUGGAAUAUUGAAUAAUGUAACGGACAACAUAUGGGCAAUGUUGCGAAAGGAAUAUUCUCGAUUGAUUUGGACCAUAGAUGAAAAUGAUGAAAACAAAUCUUGGUACUUUGAAAGAGCUGAUGGCAGUUAUGGAUUGAACGGAAAAAUAUUAUUUUGGUAUGGUAUCGAAAAUGUUGACGAUAUCUCCAAAGUUGUCAAAAACUUUGCGCAUGAGCCAUCCAACGUCAACGUGCAUCAGACAUAUCAACCAUCAGCUACAACGUUUGGCAACUCCAUCAGAGCUUUUUCGUCAUUUGCAAAACACAACAAAAAUACAUCACCAUCUUCGCAUCUUUCACGACGCAUGUAUUCAACAUCAACGUCAAAUGCAACGAAGGUUGCAUUGAUUGGGGCACGUGGUUAUACCGGUCAAAAUCUCAUAUCGUUGAUAAAUGGUCAUCCACACAUCUCAUUAUCGCACGUGUCUUCUCGUGAAUUGGAAGGACAGAAACUUUCUGGAUAUACCAAGAGCGACAUCACGUAUUCUAAUUUGAAAGCCGAACAGAUAAAGGAGAUGCAGGAAAAUGGAGAAGUUGACUGUUGGAUAAUGGCCUUGCCUAAUGGAGUCUGUUCGCCAUUUGUUCGGGCAGUUGACGAAGCUCAAACGGAAAAGAGUUUGAUUGUAGACCUGAGUGCAGAUUUCAGAUUCACCGAAGAAUGGACCUACGGUUUACCUGAACUCUGUGAUCGACCAGCAAUCAAAAAGGCCACGAGAAUCUCAAAUCCCGGAUGUUACGCGACUGGCUCUCAACUCUCAAUCUCACCGUUGCUACCCUAUAUCUCCGAAGCACCAACAAUCUUUGGAGUGUCUGGCUACUCGGGCGCCGGCACGAAACCAUCUCCAAAGAAUGAUCCGGAAUUUCUCAAAGACAACAUAAUUCCCUAUACUUUGACCGACCACAUCCACGAACGAGAAGUUUCGCAUCAUUUAGGCAAAACAGUGAAUUUCAUCCCACACGUAGCUCCUUGGUUCCAAGGAAUCACCUUAACCGUCAACAUUCCUCUGUCGAAAUCAUUUAAAUCUGCCGAAAUUCGGGAAUUGUAUGAACAGAGAUAUGCCGGCGAAAAACUUAUCAAAGUAACCGAGGAUGUACCACUUGUAAAAGAAAUUUCUAGCAAACAUUACGUGAGGAUAGGUGGCUUUGCCGUACAUUCUUCAAGAAAAAGAGUUGUCGUAGUCGCGACCAUUGACAAUUUGUUGAAAGGCGCCGCGACUCAAGCAUUACAGGUUUGUCAUCGACCGAAUGGGAUUAACUUUGAGUUGGUGUUUGUUGAAGUUUGUGCUAAGACAUUUUCAUCAACGAUUUUACAGAAUAUGAAUCUCGCCCUAGGAUAUGACGAAUACGAGGGUAUCCCUUUGGAAUGA